CACAUUCACAAUAAUGUGUCAGAUGCUGAUUUACUGUGAGCAAGGAAGAGAAACUAGGCGGAGGUCCGUGAUUAGCCGUUCGGGCUCACAUCUGUUUGGCUUAAGGUUGUUUCAAAUCUGUGUUAUUUACUGCUCGCGCGCCGUCUGGCGCAAGGCCUAUUUACAGUGCUGUAUUUCACACGGGUCUGGACAUAGACUGGCCAGAUGCCCUCGCGGACAACGCUGGCCCGGGAUCGGCGCCGCGGGAGCACGAGAGCCAAAGGAAGCAAGUCCCGCUUGCAGAUAGCGCAGGCCGUGCUGGGGUGCAGGACGGACACGCCGAGCGCGGUGAGCACGACGGCCACGUUUGGGACGCCACGGCACGCCGUGUCCGACUCCCUCGAUUCCGGCUUCGCUCGCUCGGGCGGGGGCCGGGGACAGGCCUUGGGCGGCUUGAUGAGCCCGCCCUGGCGCGGCCUGGUCGUCGCGGUGUCGCGCAGCCUCGCGCAGCGCUGCUCCGAGGCCGCGCUCGACUGCGAGGGCCGCCGCUCUCGGGAGGCGGUGGAGUGGGUGCAUGCCGACUCGGCUGGGGGGGGCUCACAGAUGGAAAUCCACCUGUGCUUCAGGGGCGCGCUUGAGACGAUGGAGCUCAGUGACGCCAGUGCAGCUUCUGUCUUGGUCGGGGCGUACUACUACCUUCAGGCAGAGGACGUGGUGCUCACCACCCGAUCGUGGCGGUCGCUAGUCGUGACCUCGCUGCUCGCAGCGGCCAGCGUGCUGUGCGAGGGCGCGGAGCGCGAGCGGGCAGUCGGCAAGUUACGACGCGUUGCUGCGUGUUGGUGGUCCGAAGCCAAAGUCAAUCGGGCACUCCAGGUCUUCAGGCUGCGCGACGCGUUCGUGCAGGACCCGCUCAGCGAGCAGAAGAUAUCGGCACUGUACUCCGAGCUGCACGCCCAGCAGGCCGAUCCCCUCCAUGGCGGCAGCGGCCCGGGGUCUGCCUCGCUCGAGCUUCCUCCCCACCUAUCGGCCAAGAGGAACGUCCAUGCCAAGGCUACGAAGUCGUGGUCAAGCCGCAACGGCGAUCUUGCCGACCGCAGCGGCGACGGCUAUGCAUCUGACCAGUCUGUCAUCUCCAUCUGAGGCGUUUCGUGCCACGCAGGAGGCCUGCAACCCCCUACGCUUGAUCGGCGUGCGUGCUUGACGGCUCGCUCGUCGCGGGCAGAGUACCGCUCCUCCCACGAACAUAUGUUUCUAGGCAUCGCUCGGACGUGUGCAUGUGUCGCGGCGGGGACCAUCGAGGAGCAUAUCGGUU
Messenger RNA from Prorocentrum cordatum, 1291 nucleotides. Lineage: Eukaryota; Dinophyceae; Prorocentrales; Prorocentraceae. The record is from the annotation of a GenBank genome assembly.